AUGUCAUCUGAAAAUACAUAUUACUGUGAAAAUUGUCAUAAAAAGUAUAAUAGAAAUAAAGGAAUAUUAAUCUGUCCAUUUUGUGGUUCUGACUUUGUAGUUGAACAGCCAUUUGUUAUGUUUAAGAAAAUGCCUAUUCCUGAGAAUGAGAUGAUAAGAAGGUCAUAUAACCAAUCAUUUAAUGAUUACUCACAACCUGAUUUAAUUGAUUUUCCACACCCUUCAUCUGGAAGAAUUCCUUUUCAUCCAGACCCUAUGAGUUAUUCAGGAGAUUUGUAUAUGCCACAACCACGAAUAAGAAAUCCUAUUCAAAUUUAUCCAAGAAACCCAUACACAGGAAGUUCCCAUGAGCCAUACCUUGGUAUUUAUGAUCGUGGUAAUUUUGGUACUAUUAAUGAUAUUUCAUACAAUCGCCCAACACAACCACUACGACCAAUGGCGUCUUCUUCAUUACAAGUUAUUCCAAAAGAACUUUGUAUCUUUUGUGAAAAAGAAUUAGAAAAAGGAGAAGAUAUUAUUACAUUAACUUGUGGGCAUCAAUGCCAUAGUCAUUGUGUAAAAUCUUCGCAUUGUCCCAUCUGCACUAGUCUUUACAAUUAA
Entamoeba nuttalli P19 is the source of this 600-nucleotide messenger RNA. RefSeq lists its product as hypothetical. The transcript has a single exon. Lineage: Eukaryota; Evosea; Mastigamoebida; Endamoebidae. The record is from RefSeq and is a predicted model, not a curated record. Bases 1 to 600 code for a protein of 199 amino acids.